GAUCCUCAUGUCCGUCUCCAAGGGCAACCAGGUCACCGUCACCAACGACGGCGCCACGAUCCUCAAGUCCAUCUACGUCGACAAUGCCGCCGCCAAGGUGCUCGUCGACAUCUCCAAGGCGCAGGACGACGAGGUCGGCGACGGCACAACCUCCGUCGUGGUCUUUGCCGGCGAGCUCCUUCGCCAAGCGGAGCAGCUCGUCAACCAGAAGGUUCACCCCAUGACGAUCAUCCAGGGCUUCCGCGAGGCGUGCACCGUCGCCAAGGAGGCGCUCGAGGCCGCGGCGCUCGACCACGCCGCGGACGAGGCUGCGUUUCGCAAGGAUCUCAUGAACAUCGCGCGAACCACCCUGUCCUCCAAGAUCCUCACGCACGACAAGGACCACUUCGCGAACCUGGCGUGCGACGCGGUGAUGCGCCUGAAGGGCAGCGGGAACCUGGAGAUGAUCCAGCUGAUCCAGAAGCCCGGAGGAUCCCUGAAGGACUCGUUCCUCGACGAAGGGUUCAUCCUGAACAAGAAGUUCAACACCGGGCACCCCAAAAAGAUUGAAAACGCCAAGAUUCUCAUCGCCAACACCCCGAUGGACACCGACAAGAUCAAAAUCUACGGAGCGCGCGUGCGAGUGGACUCGAUGGCGAAGGUUGGCGAGAUCGAGGCUGCGGAGAAGGCGAAGAUGGCAGCCAAGUGCGAGAAGAUCGCGAAGCACGGCUGCAACCUCUUCAUCAACCGUCAGCUCAUCUACAACUACCCGGAGCAGGUUCUCAGCGACCUCGGCGUCGCGUCCAUCGAGCACGCCGACUUUGACGGCGUCGAGCGACUCGCGCUGGUCACCGGCGGCGAGAUCUGCUCCACCUUCGACGACCCCGAGGGCAACGUGCUCGGCACGUGCGACACCGUCGAGGAGAUUAUGAUCGGCGAAGACAGGCUCAUCAAGUUCAGCGGAGUCGCAAAGGGCGAGGCGUGCACAAUCGUGCUCCGCGGCGCGUCGUCGCACGUGCUCGGCGAGGCGGAACGGUCUCUCCACGACGCGCUCUGCGUGCUCGUAUCCACCGUGAAGGACAGCCGGGUGGUUUACGGCGGCGGGUGCCCCGAGAUGAUCAUGUCCAAGGCGGUCGAGGAGCUCGCGGCGAAGACCCCGGGCAAGCGCUCGCUCGCCAUGGAGGGUUUCGCCAAGGCGCUGAGGAUGAUCCCGACGAUCAUCUGCGAGAACGCGGGUCUGGACUCGAGCGAGAUUGUGAGCCAGCUGCGCGCCAGCCACGGCCGCGGCGACCACAAGAUGGGCGUGGACAUCCUCACCGGGGAGACGGGCGACAUGGAGCAGUGCGGGAUCACCGAGUGCUUCAGGGUCAAGCAGCAGGUGUUGCUCUCGGGUACCGAGGCGGCGGAGAUGAUCAUCCGCGUCGACGACAUCAUCAAGUGCGUGCCCAGGCAGCGCGACCAGUAAAGCACGCCGGCGAGAGAGCGAGGUUCAUUUGUCAAUUCAAAGGUUUAGUCUCAACU
Messenger RNA from Micromonas commoda, 1500 nucleotides. RefSeq lists its product with no specific name. Gene Ontology annotation, cellular component: chaperonin-containing T-complex; cytosol. NCBI's taxonomy places the organism in Eukaryota, Viridiplantae, Chlorophyta, Mamiellophyceae, Mamiellales, Mamiellaceae. Gene Ontology annotation, molecular function: ATP-dependent protein folding chaperone; ATP hydrolysis activity; ATP binding. The record is from RefSeq and is a predicted model, not a curated record. Bases 8 to 1444 code for a protein of 478 amino acids. The transcript has a single exon. Gene Ontology annotation, biological process: protein folding.